UGCGCGAGCCGCUCCGGGACCGCGCGGCGCCCUGCACCCCGCGGGGCGGCCGCGGCGUGGGCCGGACCGAGGCGGCGUCCCCCCAUCCCCAGCCCAGCGGUUCCCACUGGCAAGAUGGUGCCCCGCUGUCCCCGCGCGCUCCUGCUGCUGCUGCUGCUGCUGCUGCUCGCCGGCCCCGCGUCGCGGGCUUCCCAGAACUGUCUCAACAAACAGCAGCUCCUCACGGCCAUCCGCCAGCUGCAGCAGGUGCUGAAGGGCCAGGAGACGCGCUUCGCCGAGGGCAUCCGCAACAUGAAGAACCGGCUGGCUGCACUGCAGAACUCUGUGAACAGAGUGGGCCCAGACACCCCCCCAGUUUCCUGCCCUGCUCUGAACGCCCCUCUGGAUGGCAGAAAGUUUGGAAGCAAGUACUUAGUGGAUCACGAAGUCCAUUUUACCUGCAACCCUGGCUUCCGGCUGGUUGGGCCCAGCAGCGUGGUGUGCCUUCCCAACGGUACCUGGACGGGGGAGCAGCCCCACUGCAGAGACAUGAGCGAAUGCUCCAGCCAGCCUUGUCAGAAUGGCGGCACGUGUGUAGAAGGGGUCAGCCAGUACAAAUGCAUCUGUCCUCCCGGGAAGACGGGGAGCCACUGUCAGCACCAGGCCCAGACAGCCGCCCCGGACGGCAGCGUGGCCGGCGACCCCGCCUUCAGCCGCGCGCCGCGCUGUGCGCAGGUGGAGCGGGCGCAGCACUGCAGCUGCGAGGCCGGAUUCCACCUGAGCGGCGCCGCCGCGGGCGACAGCGUCUGCCAGGAUGUGAAUGAAUGCGAGCUCUAUGGGCAGGAGGGACGCCCCCGGCUCUGCAUGCACACCUGUGUGAACACCCCGGGUUCCUACCGCUGUGCCUGCCCCAGCGGGUACCAGACCAUGGCCGACGGGAAGAGCUGUGAGGACGUCGAUGAGUGUGUGAGCCCCCAGCACGUGUGUCCCCGGGGAACCAUGUGCAUCAACACCGGUGGAGGCUUCCAGUGCGUCAGCCCAGAGUGCCCCGAGGGCAGCGGCAACGUGAGCUACGUGAAGACGUCUCCGUUCCAGUGUGAGCGAAACCCCUGCCCCAUGGAGAGCAGACCGUGCCGCCACUUGCCCAAGACCAUCUCCUUCCAUUACCUUUCUCUGCCCUCCAACCUGAAGACGCCCAUCACGCUCUUCCGCAUGGCUACGGCCUCAGCCCCCGGCCGACCCGGACCCAACAGCCUGCGGUUUGGGAUCGUGGGUGGGAACAGCCGAGGCCACUUUGUGAUGCAGCGCUCAGACCGGCAGACGGGGGAGCUGAUCCUCGUCCAGACCCUGGAGGGGCCUCAGACGCUAGAGGUGGACGUCGACAUGUCAGAAUACCUGGACCGCUCCUUCCAGGCCAACCAUGUGUCCAAGGUCACCAUCUUUGUGUCCCCUUAUGACUUCUAAGGCAGCUGUGGGAUCACUGCAGUGCAGAGAUCUGGGCUCAUCUCUCUUCCUCAGAGAUUCAGCUGUGGGCCCUGACUGCCACAGACCUCUCUCCCCACCCUGCCCUGCCCUGUCCCUGCCCACCUGCCCACCUGCCCGUGCCCCCAGGUUUCUAGGGCACCGCGCACACUCCUCCAUGGAGUGGCACAGAAGGGCAGCCACGGGACCCAGACUGCUGCCAUCACCGUUUUCUUUCUGCUUUAAGCUCUUCCUGUAGAUUAUGCACUAACCUUCUCAAGUCUUUUUUACAAGGAAAUGGGCGGUUUUUCAAAAUGCUGGGUGAAUGGCUUUGUGAGUUUGAACCAGCUGGGGAGGGAAAAGCUUAUGAUAUGUGUCUGGGAUGACUGUCAGCCCUCUGCAUUGUUGUAGUCAAGCCUCUAGCAUGCUGAGGGCCGGAUCAUGCCCCUGCACGUGUGGGCAUAGGGACUGGGUCUCCUGCCACAGCCUGGCAUAUUGUUCUUGUCUGCAUUCCCUUCUGUGACAUGCCUGCCGGGCUUCUCAUCAGAAAGCCGUGGCAGGGCCUGGAACCCCCGUGCAGAUUCUUCUAGACCAAGGAACCAACAUUAAAGCAUAAGUUCUGCCUGAA
Messenger RNA from Prionailurus viverrinus (fishing cat), 2068 nucleotides. RefSeq names its product fibulin 7 (gene FBLN7). Lineage: Eukaryota; Metazoa; Chordata; Mammalia; Carnivora; Felidae. Bases 115 to 1443 code for a protein of 442 amino acids. The record is from RefSeq and is a predicted model, not a curated record. The transcript is spliced from 8 exons. Gene Ontology annotation, molecular function: calcium ion binding.